CUGCUUUGCAAAUCUAAUUGUCACCGGUAACCGCCGGUUUCCAUCAUUGAUUUGGCGGAGAUUAUUAGUUUACACCAAACAUUAACGUCUCAGUCCCAAUCCCUUCACCAUUUCCCGAGGCAACUUUCAUCCUUAUCGUCACGUCGUCGCCGUUCGUCGCGAAUCUCCGAUCGCCUCUCUCUCGUCCGUUGUUGGGAGGUUCCAGCACACGAGGACUCCCUUAGGAUGGCAGAUAAUGAUGGAGAAGACACUACCUCUCGUGGAACUGAAUGGGAAGUUGUUUCACUCACUGCUUCGGCAUAUGAAGCUGCUCCUAGUGCGAAGGAAGAUGAACAGAGUGAUGAAAAUAAAAGCAAUUUGUAUGAAGCAGAAACUUCCCACGCUCUUUUUAUGUCUAAGCACUUUGUAUUUCCACCAAGUCAGCACGAGAAUUUGCCAUUGGCAGAUGGCGGGAAAUCUGAUGGGAAGUCUGAAGAUAGCUUGAAUUUAGAAGGGUUGGGUGAAACCGAUGAGUUUUCAGGGAUUGAUAAAACUACAGAGAAAGGCAGCAAGUUGUCUUUUCAUGGUGAUGAUUUUGGUGAAAAUACCACAUUACAAGAUUUGAAUCUGGUUCACAAGGAGCAGGACCUCUUUGGUGCCCCUACAUAUAGUUCUUUUCAUGCUGAAAGUGAUCUCAGUUCAACGACAUUUGGUGAAAUCCCUCCACCUGAACCUACUGAUCAAGUCUCAACUCCAGAAAUCUCAGAAACUCCUAGACUCAAUAGUAAGAGCAAUAAGUCCAGUCUUCCUUGUGGUGCUUGGUGGAAGAGAAGAUCUGCUAGUUUAUACUCUCAUGCGAAAAAAGCGAAUGCAUUUUGGUCCAUUUUCAUUGCAGCAGCUGUUAUGGGACUUGUAAUACUUGGGCAGCGUUGGCAGCAGGAGAGUUGGCAAUCUCUGCAACUGAAGUGGCACAUUAGUGUGAAUGAUCAGAAGACAAACCGAGUGUUGGGACCAAUAGCUCGGCUUAAAGAUGUGAUCGUGGGAGCCCAACGACGCGGUUCGUCGAUCAAGUCCAGCCCCAAUGAGUUAUAAGAUGAUGACGAUAACUGUAGAAAAGGAGGAAACAGAAUGAAAGAAAGAAAGAGGUUUGUUGGUAGUUUGAAUGGUUGAGUGUCUUUGGCCGUCUUGCAAACUUGACACAAGUACUUCGGGGAACAUAUUGGAGUUUGAUUAUUUAAAUUAAUAUUUAAUCUUGGUGGUAUAGUACUA
Cucurbita maxima (winter squash) is the source of this 1248-nucleotide messenger RNA. RefSeq names its product ATG8-interacting protein 1-like. Gene Ontology annotation, cellular component: intracellular membrane-bounded organelle. Lineage: Eukaryota; Viridiplantae; Streptophyta; Magnoliopsida; Cucurbitales; Cucurbitaceae. The record is from RefSeq and is a predicted model, not a curated record.